Molecule: messenger RNA, 2284 nt
Organism: Myzus persicae (green peach aphid)
Lineage: Eukaryota; Metazoa; Arthropoda; Insecta; Hemiptera; Aphididae
Exons: 7
Coding region: 611-1840 (409 amino acids)
Source: RefSeq, a predicted model, not a curated record
CAUGCCUGUAAAAAUGGCUGAGCACGACCUGUGAAGUGUACAUACAAAAUAAUAAAGUAAUAAUCUUUCGGUGAUAACCACUUUUUCGAAUUAUUUUAUUUUACUUUUCAUCUAAGUUAAAUGUAACUACGAUAUUAAAUAAAAUUAUAUUUUUUGUUUUCAAUGAGUAAACAAUACUUCCGGAAGAUCAUAGAAAUUUAAUAUUUUUUUUCAUUUAAUAACCAUUGCAUUAUUUGAUCGAUACUUGGGUACAGAGUUUACGGUUAAAAACAUUAAGAUUGACGGCUACGACAGUUCUACUAAGACUGCUUGCGACCACAUUGGAAUAAAUUAUUAUUACGCUACUAUGGUAAUAUUAGCGUGAAAGAGACGUAAAUAGUGAAUAUGCUUGUGUUACUCACAGAUGGCAGCACGUAAUAUACACAAUUGCAUCGCUAUUAAAACACACCGUGGAAAGACGGAAUCGUAGCCGUGUGACUGUGUAUGUUUUAAUCAUCAUAAAAUAUCCAUAAAUCAAUAUAGGUACAUAAUUAAAAUUAACAACACUUGUGGUAAAAAAUAUUACGUAUAGUUAAGUUAUAAAAAUACCUAAGUAAUAUAAAUUGAAUCAAUGACUCCCAUUAAGAUGGAAAAAUAUCAAUGGAUUAAUCCUGAUAACCAUAGUAUUGCCGUUGAUGACCAGAAACAACCAGUUUUAAAUGAAAAUGGCGACCUUAUUGUGUUGGACAACGAAAGCGGAAAGUGUAUAGCUGUUCCUAACUCAGAGGAUGUAUUGGAAAUCUUUGGUUUUGGGUAUCAUGGGAGUUACGGGUCACCCCCCGGGUCACCAAAAGAUUCGCCUGACCGUGAUAUGAAACCAAUCGUCCAAGUCUUGACAGGCCCUCUGACGCCCAGUAAUAGUUUUCCAAAAUCAUUUUUCACUGACGGGGUGGAGGAGACAUCCGACACCGAUCAACUACUAUGGAGCAUGAGGACGCCAUGCCAGAAGGAUAUCGAAGCGACCAGGGAGAUGCUGGGAUUAGUGGCCUCUAAAAAAUACCAAGAUAUGUUCAACGACCAAUGCACGGUCAAGAUUCGGGUGUGGAAGCGAAUAUGCGAGGAACUAAUGUCGAAAGGGUACAGAAUCGCGGACUCAGUUAACGAAGGUGGCAUUAAGUGCCACCAGAAGUGGCGCAACCUGGAGAAGUCGUACCGGAACUACUUAAUUAGCUCGACAGACCCGAACAGUUCGGCCCCCAAAAAACCACCCCCGUACUUCGAGGCACUACACGACAUUCUCAAGCGGAAGAAGAAGUACGCAAACGCCGCCACAUACACGCAAACUGUGGUGAUCGGCGAAGACAUGGCCGACCCAGACGCGUCGAACGUCAGCGGCAUGCAGAACCAUCACAUGAACGACUCGGACGCGGCACUGGACGAUAUGGACGAUAUGGACGGCACGAAUGACGACCACUGUUACGUGGUCAACAGUUCCGGGCACGUGUCCAAGCGGUUCAAAGUGGACCCGCUGACAAUGUGCUCGACCACUAGCGGUGGUGGCGGCGGUGGCAACGGCGGUGGAGGCGUCGGUUUGUCGUCGUCCCGACGGCAUCAUCACGUCCAGCAACCGGACGUGCUGGAACAGAUACUGGAACAGAUGGUCCGCGUACACCGGGACACGUUGUCCAUGCACGACCGGCACUUCACCAGGAUGGAGAAGCUGAUGAAGGAAAACGCAUCGCAGACCAAGCGGCUGGCCGACGUCAUGAGUCAGUUGUUGCACAGCAGCCGGAUGGACGAUUGCGGUAGCGGCAAAAGCAACGACAAGUCGACCGGCAUGACGUCGUCAGACAUCGAAUGAUCAGAGUUCCUCGCGGCUCUUAGUAUAUAAAGUGUACAAUAUUAUAUAUUUUCUAUCGGCGGACGCGGCGCCGAUGAUUAACGUUACCCACACAACUUAGCGCCUCGUUCGUAUAUUUUUCUUAUCCAUGUACCACUGCAGAAUUGUGUACACAUUUAAACAAUUUUCAUGUAAUCCCACCCCACUUUCCCCUCCCACCAAUUUAGGCUCCCAAUUUUUUUCAAGUUACAUUUUAAUGGUUUAAAUAAUAUGUAAUAAUAAAUAUACAUACGCAUUUAGAUAUAAGAAUUAAUGAAGUAGCGCGCCGUUUUCAUGUAUGUUUGUGACGCGCAUGGUUAUCAUCUUGUUCGGUAUUCUUUUACACUCUUGAGUAUAAUUCAUAUUAAUUAUAAGUUACUUGAAACCAUUAUACCAUUAUGAUAAUAAAACCAUUAUUAUAUAAUA